Messenger RNA from Seminavis robusta, 2877 nucleotides. The record is from the annotation of a GenBank genome assembly. Lineage: Eukaryota; Bacillariophyta; Bacillariophyceae; Naviculales; Naviculaceae.
CGACUCGAUCCAGCUUGGCAUGCAGCCAUCAAUGGUCUUGAUUGCCUUCAACACAAAGAGCACCAACCCGAAGCAAUCAAAAGAAGUGCUUCCUGCUGCAUCAUCUCGACUGUUUUAGGUAGCCUCCAGCAGAGUCGCCACCAAAGUGACUAACUGCCAUCUGGAAAUCGUAUUUCCACACAGCAGUUGGGGUCAUCUGGCUUCUCUUGUUUGUCUCCGGUAGUACCGGUAGUGGGUAUAAAAAAGCGAACUUGCUGUGCCACCCAAGUUUCCAUACGAACCACAAGAGUGCCACCACCAUCAUAGCUUCUAGUAGGAGUAGCGCUAUCCCCACCUUGUUCCCAUACAGUACAUACAAGACAAGCAAGAAGAGCCAAAGCGAACGACUCAUUCAAUCAAUUGGCUUGUGUGCCAAUCAUUAUUAUCUCAAAAUUGAUAUUCCAUUAGCACAGGAAGCAACACCCACGAGACCCUUCAUCUCAUUUGUUUCUACCAAGCAUCAUCUAUCUAUCUUAGGCCGAAGGAAGCAUCUCUGCCCUCUUCUGCCAUUAGCAUCAACACCAUGGAACACGAGCAGCUCUCUGUCGGUUCCUUUGAACCUCUCACGCCCAGUCACACGCAGGACGAAGAGGACGACGACCAUAACCAAAGUAUCUUUCGUACACCCCAAUCGCCCGUCUGUUCCAGACAAGCUGCAUGGUGGCAAUCCUCCGUGGUCCGUCGCUCGUCUUCGGCAGUCGAUGAAGCCGUCGAUGAACUGACUGAAAAGUCGCAAUUUCUUCUCAAGAACGCAAGAUCCCCACGCACUCCCCGCACCAGCAGCAGUACGUGUGGUAGUAGUACGGCUAGUGACAACAAGAACAAGAACAACAGCAACAAUCUGCGGCCCAGUUCUUGGAAACAGCAAGAAGAAGAGGAAGAACUGACCGUUGCUCCAUUACACCGCGAAGAGAUUCUCGUGGGAAGACUCUUGGGCGAAGGAGCCUUUAGUUGUGUCUACGAAGUGACGGGCUUUGACUUGCUGCCCUUCCAAACAAAAGAUGAGGACGACAAGGCAGCCAAUCAAUUGCGACAAGAUCUACUAGUAGCCGGGAAACAACAGUAUGCGCUGAAACACUUAAAGGCGGAUCUAUUGGCCAAUACCAAAGACUUUGAAGAUGCUGCCACCGAUCUCGUCAUGGAAUCCAUGUACCUUGGAGCACUCAGCCAUCCCAACAUUCUCAAGUUACGAGGUCAACCCAUUGACGGAACCGCAUCCUUUGCCAAUCGUCAGGGUGGCCCAGGGCAUUAUCACGAUGGGUAUUUCCUAUUGACGGAUCGACUGACCGAGACUCUGGCGCAACGUAUUGAACGAUGGAAGAACGGAGAGGAUACCCAUACCAAUACGGUUCUCUGCAAGGCGCGUUAUGCCUGUCAGAUUGCGGAUGCCGUCAGUUAUCUACACGAACAACGCAUUCUAUUCAGAGAUCUCAAGCCCAGCAACGUCGGGUUCAGCGUCGAAGAUCAGAUACAGCUCUUUGACUUUGGUCUGUGCCGAGAGCUGCCGCAUCCCAGAAGAGCCAGACCCUAUCAAUACCGUCCGUAUGUGAUUGCCGAAGACGGCGAAGAAGACGAGUACUCUGUGUCGAUGGACGACAUGGAUGAAUCAUGGAAUGAUGACGAAGACGACUUUUACACGACAGCCGACACGAUUCCACAACGAGAAGAAGUCUACUUCAUGUCGGGGGCAGGUACGCAGCAGUACAUGGCUCCGGAAAUCUUGCUGCUCAAUCGAUACAACUUGAAAGCAGACUGCUAUUCCUUUGCCAUGACCGUCACGGAAAUGUUGCUGCUAGAAAAGCCGCUUCCUUGGUAUCCCAUGGACGAACACAUUCAAUACGUUUGUCGAGAAGGAGAUCGACCGUGUCUAGACGACCCGGCUAUCCCCGUUGCGCUACGUGAUUUGUUGGCGUGGGCAUGGGAGGGAAAUGUUGCCAAGCGAUGCACCAUGGCCCAAGCCCGCGAGGAACUAGAAGAGAUCAUUCAGCAGAUCGAAAAUGAUGACCAAGUAAACGGACCAGUCCCCCCUCAAGGCUCUUGGAUUUCACCAUUCGUCGAAGCGGCGCGCCGUCUGCAGGAAUUCUUUCGCGACAUUGUGGAACGGGCCGUCGGGCGGUGCCGUGCUAUCUUGAUGCCAGGCAAUCCAAGCAGUGCAACUACCGGUACAGAUCAGCCCACAAAGCGGAGGGAUGUUACCUUCGCUUUGACGUCUUCGGAAAUAGACCCCAUGCAUGUCGUGCCCACUGAGAGCGACGACCAAGACCAGGACACCCAUCAAGCAUCCACUUCCACCUUUCCUUCCAUCUCUGCGUCCUCCGCCGAUUGCUUGCUGCCGCCAACCUCUUUUGUCGAAUCCCAACCACUCCACAGUUCCAUGUCCAAGGCGGCGAGGGCCGCUGUCUUGAAGCGAAAGCCCUCGAGUGCCUCGACGACUGCCACGACCGAUGAUGAAUUUGACGAAGACUUGAUGCCUCCAAGCGCGGAUUCCUUUUCAUCAUCCACCAGCAAGCAGUUUCCCGAAGCAGCUCCCGAUGGAGGGAGCCUCGCCAUCGGUACUGCAUGAUUGCCUCUUUAUACAAUUCUUCAUUUCCCAACAUUUGCCUCUUGACUGAGGUGUACACAUGCUUUGCAUUUUCUACACGCAAUCAAGGGCUGCAUCCCUUGCCUUCCAAUUCCUGAUACCAGUCAAUCAAUUUUUGUCCAGCUACAUGUAGAUAGAUACUAGAUAGUUAAGUGUUCCACUAAGUUUUCAUUCUCCAGGAUUGGAUCUGUGUUUAGAAAUUGUGAUUGUCUUCUGGUCUAUGAAGUUGUUUGUCCAUUCCCACACUACUAGUAGCC